AUGUUUCCUCGACAAAAACACAUUGGAUCAAAUCAAACCAUGAUCACAGAAUUCAUUCUUCUGGGAUUUGGGGAUGGUCAGGAUGUGCAGAUUGCUCUUCUGUUGCUAUUUCUCAUGAUCUACCUUGUGACUAUCAUUGGGAACCUGCUCAUUGUUCUUCUUGUUGUAUUAGACCAUAAUCUUCAUACACCUAUGUACUACUUUCUGGGCAACCUGUCUUGCUUAGAGAUCUUCUACAGCUCAACGAUCCUGCCCAGGAUGUUAUACAGUCUCACCACAGGACACAAGUCUAUCUCAUUCAUAGGUUGCUUCAUACAGUUUUACAUUUUUGGCAUUCUUGUUACCACAGAAUGUUUUCUCUUAACUGCAAUGUCCUUUGAUCGCUAUGUGGCCGUAUGCAAGCCGUUGCAUUACAGCGCCUACAUGAAUGACAAGCUGAGUGUCCAGUUGGCUGCUGGCUCAUGGGUGGGUGGGGGUUUGGCAAUCACCAUGACAACAUCUUUAAUGUCACAGUUAGUCUUUUGUGGUACAAAUGAGAUUGACCACUUCUUUUGUGAUUUUGGGCCAGUAGUCAAUUUGUCUUGUGGCAAGAAUGAAAUAAUAGUUACUUUUGUUUUCAUACUGUCAUCAGUGUGUGUUUUUCCAUCUUUCCUGUUGACCUUGGUGUCCUAUGUUUGCAUCAUUAUGUCCAUCAUGAGAGUGCCAACCACCUCUGGAAGGCAAAAGUUUUUCUCUACGUGCUCCUCCCAUUUGGUGGUAGUUACAACUUUUUAUGGAACUCUCAUUAUUGUCUAUGUCUUGCCAAAGACAACUACCCUCAAAGAUCUAAACAAAGUUUUUUCUCUUCUGUAUACCAUAUUAACUCCUCUUCUCAACCCUCUCGUAUACAGCCUGAGAAACAAAGAUGUUCAGGAGGCACUGGAAAAAGUUGUGAGAAAGUUAGCAAUUCUUACAGGGAUCAAGAACACAAGGUUGCUAAUUUGA
Pogona vitticeps (central bearded dragon) is the source of this 984-nucleotide messenger RNA. RefSeq names its product olfactory receptor 2AP1-like. The record is from RefSeq and is a predicted model, not a curated record. Gene Ontology annotation, cellular component: membrane. Lineage: Eukaryota; Metazoa; Chordata; Lepidosauria; Squamata; Agamidae. Gene Ontology annotation, biological process: G protein-coupled receptor signaling pathway. Gene Ontology annotation, molecular function: olfactory receptor activity; G protein-coupled receptor activity.